Molecule: messenger RNA, 1524 nt
Organism: Alternaria arbusti
Lineage: Eukaryota; Fungi; Ascomycota; Dothideomycetes; Pleosporales; Pleosporaceae
Exons: 2
Coding region: 1-1524 (507 amino acids)
Cellular component (GO): nucleus
Molecular function (GO): zinc ion binding
Source: RefSeq, a predicted model, not a curated record
AUGACUUCAACAGAGCAGCAGCCUGCGCUUGCGACCACGAAGCGCAAGUUCCACAAGCUCCUCGAUAACCUCACCGCAAGCAACUCGACGACUUCUCUUGCGAGCACUCUCCAAGAGUCAAAUGCAUCGACCGCGUCCCUCUCCGCGCUUUCGGAACCAGACAGCCCUGAACAUCCGAACAAGCGUCCGCGCAGCGCAAACCUGAGCAUGGAGCGCCAGAGAGGCAUAUCGGAAGGGCAGGAGCGCAUACGGCAGCUCAAGGAACAGCUUAUGACCCCACGGAGGGAAAAGACUAUCAAGGUCGUAGGCAAAACUGUAGUCACACCAAAAGCCUCGACGCCGCGCAAAGCACCCAACUUCCAGCCAUACAGCCAGGAGCACUUCCUCGAGCGACUGAAGACGUUUGCAGACGUGAGGAAGUGGACGACCAAGCCAGAUGCGAUCAACGAGGUCGAGUGGGCGAAGCGGGGCUGGAGUUGCGAUAUCUGGAACACAGUAGCCUGCAAGGGUGGAUGCGAGAACCGUGUUGCGGUCAAGCUGAGGCCGAAGCGGAAAGAUGCGAACGGGAAAGAUCUGGAGAUGAGCGAAGAUCUGGCUUUCGACAUCGACGACGCUCUGAUAGAGCGAUACAAGGACCUCAUUGUGGAGGGACAUUCGGAUGACUGCCUGUGGAGGAAGCGAGGGUGUCAAGAAGACAUCUACCAUAUCCCCAUCGCAUCACGCACCAAGAGCUCAGCAGAACUCCUCGACCGAUACCGCUUCCUCAAAGCCAUAGCCACCGACCUCCCCCUCCUCGAACACAUCACCUACCCCGACCCACCCAUCCAACAAAUCCUCUCCCGCAUCCCCUCCUCCUUCUUCACAUCCUCCGGCACCCAACCCCCGCUCUCCCCCAGCGACACCGUAGCCUUCAUCUUCGCCCUCUUCGGCUGGACCGGCGUCUCCGAAUCACGCAUCUCCCUCGCAGUAUGCAACCACUGCUUCCAGCGCCUGGGUCUGUGGCUCUCCUCCGCCACGCGCCUCACAGAAAUGAGCAAGAAACUAGAUGUGCCGAUUGAGAGUCUGCGACUUAAUCUCUUGGAGUCCCACCGCGAACAUUGCCCCUGGAAGAACGCCGACGUCCAAGCCAACGAAAAAGACAGCCCAAUCGCCAACAUGCCCGCCUGGCAAACCCUCCAAUUCAUGCUUCUCGGUCGUCACAAAGACAUCUCUACCUCUGGUUCUGGCAUCCACACCCCGUCUAAACAAACACCACGCAAAUCACACCAGCAACAUGCCCGAAACAACGAUAGCGUGGACAUUGGCAGCGAGCUCGAGUAUCCGCGCGGCAGUUUCGAUAGCGUCGAGCGGCCAAAGGAUACUGAGGAGGAUGAAGACGGCGGCCUAAGAGAGAAAUGGAGUAAACUCAAAGCGAAGCUGAAGCGUAGUGCGAGUAAGAAGAGCUUGAAGAGUAUGAAGAGUGGGAAGAGUGUUAAGAGCGGGAAGAGUGUUGCGACGAAAGCGGGGGAUAAAGAAAAGUCUUAG